Rana temporaria (common frog) is the source of this 3018-nucleotide messenger RNA. RefSeq lists its product as uncharacterized. The coding region runs from base 151 to 2319 and encodes 722 amino acids. The record is from RefSeq and is a predicted model, not a curated record. The transcript is spliced from 10 exons. Lineage: Eukaryota; Metazoa; Chordata; Amphibia; Anura; Ranidae.
CCACCUGACCUGCAGUGGGUGUGGUUUCAGACAAUUCAGUCUGUUGUGUUUUUAUGCUGGCAUAGUGCAUGUGUGCUACACCAAAGCGGUUCCUAUUGAUCAGUAAAACUGUGAUCCCAAGAGCUUACAAUCAACAAAAGCGGGGUCGAUAUGUUUCGCUCAUCAGGAACAUUGGACAGAAAUAUCCGUGAUGUUGUUGUGUCUGAGAAUACGGAGUUGAAGAAAUUCUAUGAACAGAUGAAGAGGGAAUUGCGGAGCAUUCUCAGCAGACAUGUGGGGAUCCUGGGCCGAGGGGUCCUGGAGGAUGCCUCGGGGCUGAACAAGCGUGGUGGUGGUGGACGUGUAAGACCUACCCGGGUGGCAGAUGUUGGGUUUACAGGCAGCCUGAAGAAGCAAUGGAACAGCCUCAAGCAGCUUGUAGAGGUUCUAGAAGCCCGCGCAUCUCAGCCCUCAGAGGUGAGUCAUGUGAUCAGCGUGACCGACCAUGAGAAGGAGCUGACGCGGCUCAAGGAGGAGGUGAAAGAGCUGAGGGAGGAGCUGGCGCAGAGCAAGGAACUGAUUGGUCAUCAGCAACAACUACUACAGGAUCAAAUGUUGCCUUCUCCUGGGACUGGACAGCAGUCUCCGCUGUGGGACGCUUACUUCUUAGAGGAGCAGUUGAGGCUGCAGGAAGAUCGGGCGGUGUUCGAGGAGCAGAGACUGGCUUUCCAGGGUGAGAGGGAGAAGUUCACAGAGGCGGCCAUUCGUCUGGGCCGAGAGAGGCUCCAGUUUAAGGCGGAUCAAGCACUUUUCAUGAAGCAGCAAUUUUUAAAUAUGACUCCAGGUGUUGCAACGCCCCCCUGGAAAAAGACUCCACCUUGGUCUGCGCUAAGUGCAGGCACCCCAACAAAGACUACCAAUAACUCCAAAAAGCAGUUCACCCCCAGAAUGUCUUAUGGUAAUAAGAUGGGAUUGACGUCUGCUGACCCCAUGACCCCAAGCACUGCUGAGCUUUACAGGGUUCUGAGACUGGCUCCCCCCAACAGGUCGACGAUGUCCCAUAACAAUCAUAGCUGUAGCCACCAGAGCGUGGAGUCGGAGGAGGGCAGCAGUGAUGGAUGGAGUGACAGUCUGUCACCGAGGAGUGCCUCUCCAGAGUUGCAUCUCCCUCAUUCUGUUGCACCCUUCAAGGAAAGCAUGACUCCAUAUCUUUGUCACAGACCCACACCAGUGAGUGUGCCCGGAAGCCAUGUUGACCCGCGGACCCCCAGCUCUGCAGAGCUGUUCAGGGUACUUCGUCUAACUCCUACUGAAAGUGCACAUUCGGGGAGGAAGAGUCGUGGAGAUACGCUGUGGAAGUCCGUUGUACACCACUCUCACCGCAGAGCCAGCCUCUCCAAGGUGAAUGAAGCUCCAUGUUAUCACGAGACUGUAAAGUAUAGCGAGAGUGAGCCAAGGUGUCCUUACGAGUUGACUGGAGAUGGUUAUGAGACAGACUCUCUGCAUUCUGAUGACAUGGGACGUACCAUGGAUCAGGGAGAUACUCCAACCAGUGACACACAUUCCCUACCCAGAGACGAAUCUGAGUUCUUCAAUAAUGAUUCUUUAUAUAGAGUGACGCCUCUUCAGGAGACCUCCCACCUCCACCUAGGAGGGCACAUACCCCACUUUGGGGACCCUGACUAUUACAGCCAACUGGCCCAUUUCCAAAGCAAAGGUGUGUGGCCGUGCCAAGAGUUGGGUGAACAGAGAUCCAGCAAUGGGAUCAAUUCUAAUGGUAUCCAAAAGGGUAAUACCAAGGAGAGCCUUCAACCCAAAGAUGGGUAUAGAAGUCGGUCACGUGACACUCUGCACCCUCAAGACGCCUGUAGAAGUAGAUCUGCAGAGAGUAGGCAUUCCAGCACGGAGUGCAGAAGCAGAUCAAGGGAGAGAACUCGCUCUAGAGAGCGAUGUCGAACACGGUCAAAGGAAGAUAUUCAGCGUCGACACAGCCUCUGCCACAUUUCAAGGCCAGUAAUUCAUUUUGAGGAUGAGUGUCAAAACAGGGUCCAUCAUAGCAGCACAAAGAGGAGGCAGUCGCUGGAAUCUCUCCAACACAAACAUGGCCAGUCUAGAGCGGUCCCGUACAUUACAGGAACCCGUAACAGCCGAUCAGUACACCGGAGGUCAUCUCAGCACCAUAGGGACUCUUUGUAUACCUCUGGCCCUGGACGUUCCCCUUUGCACUUGCGCCAAUCUUGCCCCUCUGCCCGUAACUCAGACCCUUGGACUUGUGAACAAGUUGUUGCUUCCAACCUUUGUGCUGACCUGCUGACUCAGUUCUUGGACUGCUCUUUUUAAGUGACCUCUUCCAGGCACGAAAAGGACGUAUUAAGGUUUUUUUUUUUUUUUUUGGAUAGCAUGUGGUAGGGUUAGAGAGACCGUCAUGUUUUUAUUAUGGCGUAGCCACUGAGGAGUGAUCCUCUCUAGGUCUGGUGACAUCCAUUUACUAAGACCAGAACAAGAGGUGUGGGGUAAACCAAUGUGGGCACUUUGCCCAGUGCCAACUGUCUAAGAUACAAUGACCACCCUUUUGGAGUGAUUCCCUUACUUCCUUUUGUGUCUCCAGGACAGGAAGUGAUAGUUUAUCACCUCAAAGGGACAUGGACAGAAAUAAGUUGACAAGUGUUUUUAACCCAUUUUUUUUUUUUUAUUAAAGUUUUCGCUAUACAUGUACUUUAAUGAGCUGAAUUAACUUAUUUUAAACCAGUUGGAAUAAAAAGUAAUACAAUUUUUCCAUAGGUUUUUCUAUGUUUGUGUAAUAUUUACUUAAUUCACUGACCCCCUACCCUGAAAACAAUGCACUUGCUUGCUGUGGUGUGAGGAAUUUUUGUCUCACAAGUUUCUGUAAUUUUUGGCAGAGUGUGUAAAACUGAACUGUUUGAAAAAGGAUUGAUAUGUUAUAUUUAAAUAAGAGCACUUUUGGCUUUAACACUAUUGAUUGUUGGAGCACACAUUUUAUGUAAAUUAUGUGUAUGAAUAAAGCUAUUUUUUUGCUAA